Racocetra fulgida is the source of this 1287-nucleotide messenger RNA. Lineage: Eukaryota; Fungi; Glomeromycota; Glomeromycetes; Diversisporales; Gigasporaceae. The record is from the annotation of a GenBank genome assembly.
AUGCCACAAAUAUUAAAUACUCGCUUGCUUAGUCCUAGUUUAGUACGAUCACUUAAUCCCGAAACUUAUACUUUUUAUUGUGUUUAUAGUGAAGAGGAAGUGAAUAAUUGGGAUUAUAUUCUAGAAGAUAACGUGAGGCGUCUUAAACAUAUAAACAUUUGUAGCAAUUUAGAUUGUCAAUAUUAUAAUAGAUUAACUAGCCUAUUUCUUGGCGAAGCUAAUAAUGCUCAAGUGGGCGGACCUGCAGUUAUAGCUGCUACCGCCUUUGGCGGAAUGUUUUUUACUGCGGGCCGUUAUACUCCCUUUCUACUUGGUUGGGACACUCAUGGUUUGCCUAUCGAACACAAAAUGCUGCAAGUUUAUCCGGACAAAAAAAACGAUUUGCGAUCGCUUUGCCAUCAAUUUGCCUUAGAACAAGCCCAGAACCAAAGAGAACAAUUGAAAAAAUUAGGACUUUUUACGGAUUAUGAUAAGUAUUACAUUACCCUGGAUAAAAAAUAUGAAGCCGAACAAAUAAGAGUUUUUGAAAAAUUAACGGCGUUAGCAGAAAACGAAAUAGAAUAUUACGAAAAAAAAGACCUUUCGAUUUACUUUAAAAUUAAGCCUUGGACUAUUCCGGAUAACCAAUUAGUUGCCGUAAAAAAAAAUGUUUCUUACGCUCUUGUUAAUUGCUCGGGGGAGUAUUUAAUAAUUCUCAAAAAAAAAAUCACACUUUUAGAAAAACAAAACAUAAGAAAUUUAAAAGUAGAAAAAGUAUUUUUGGGUCAAGAAUUAAUAGGACUAACUUAUCACCACCCUUAUUACAAAAAUACCCAAGGACAAGUAGUAGACGGCGAAGAAUUUAUUCAAGAAAAUGAAGGCACGGGCUUGGUCCAUCUCGCUCCGGCUUUUGGGGCUGAGGAUUUUAUCUUGGCUAAGAAAAAUAAAAUCAGAGUCGAUUGUCCGUUAAAACCUAAUGGCUGUUUUAACGAGAAAAUUGGUAUCCCCGAAUUAGUAAAUAAACAUUACACUGUAGUUAACCAUCACGUUGUUGCUGAUUUAGAAAAAAGGAACUUGGUAGUAAAAAAAGAAGAAAUUAGAGUUCCAAUUCCAGUUUUAUACGAAAGAGGGCAGCCGCUACUUGAUAUCGAGUUGAUUAACUAUAUUGUUGAAUUAGUUUCUCAAACCAAAUUUCCCCAAUUAAUUAAGGAAGAAACUCAAUUAGGAACUGAUAUCAUGGACGUUUGGUUAGAUAGCGGGGUUUCCCAUUGGUGUGUUUUAGAGCAAAGAAAGUUAAGGGAAAAGUGA